This is a messenger RNA of Microthlaspi erraticum, 1233 nucleotides long. The record is from the annotation of a GenBank genome assembly. Lineage: Eukaryota; Viridiplantae; Streptophyta; Magnoliopsida; Brassicales; Brassicaceae.
AUGGCGGCAGCGAGCGUAGCGAAUCCUGGCCGUGGAGGCGGUAGGAGAGGCGGUGGACCAAUGGACGAUGACAAGUUGGUCUUCGAGACGACGGAAGGGAUCGAGCCCAUCACCAAUUUCAAUGAUAUGGGGAUUAAGGAGGAUGUGCUUCGCGGCGUCUACGAGUACGGUUUCGAGAAGCCCUCUGCUAUCCAGCAGAGAGCUGUGAUGCCGAUUCUCCAAGGGCGCGAUGUAAUUGCUCAAGCUCAGUCCGGUACCGGAAAAACCUCCAUGAUUGCUCUCUCCGUCUGCCAAAUCGUUGACACUUCGUCUAGAGAGGUUCAGGCUUUGAUAUUAUCUCCAACGAGAGAGCUGGCUAAACAAACGGAGAAGACGAUUCAAGCCAUCGGAUUGCACGCAAAUAUUCAGGCGCACGCGUGCAUCGGUGGGCAGAGCGUUGGAGAGGACAUCAGGAAGCUGGAGCAUGGUGUCCACGUCGUGUCCGGGACACCUGGCCGUGUCUGUGACAUGAUAAAGAGGAGAAGCCUGCGCACCAGAGCUAUUAAACUUCUGAUUCUUGAUGAAUCAGAUGAAAUGCUCAGCAGAGGAUUCAAGGACCAAAUCUAUGAUGUUUACAGAUAUCUUCCACCCGAUCUUCAGGUUUGCUUGGUUUCUGCAACUCUUCCUCACGAGAUUUUGGAGAUGACAAGCAAGUUUAUGACGGAACCAGUGAAGAUACUUGUGAAGCGUGAUGAGUUGACUCUUGAAGGGAUUAAACAAUUUUUUGUUGCUGUUGAGAAGGAGGACUGGAAAUUUGAUACGCUUUGUGAUCUUUAUGACACACUUACUGUCACUCAAGCUGUUAUCUUCUGCAAUACAAAACCAAAGGUGGAUUGGCUAAGUGAGAAAAUGAGGACUAACAACUUCACCGUCUCAUCAAUGCACGGUGACAUGCCUCAGAGGGAAAGAGACGAGAUCAUGAGGCAGUUCCGGUCAGGUGACAGUCGUGUUUUGAUCACAACCGAUGUAUGGGCACGUGGGAUUGAUGUGCAGCAGGUUUCUCUUGUCAUCAAUUAUGAUCUCCCCAACAACCGUGAGCUCUACAUCCAUCGUAUUGGACGGUCUGGUCGUUUCGGGCGCAAGGGUGUUGCGAUCAACUUUGUUAAAAGCGAUGACAUCAAGAUCCUCAGGGACAUUGAGCAGUACUACAGUACCCAGAUUGACGAGAUGCCAGUGAAUGAAGUGUCUGAAUGA